Hemibagrus wyckioides is the source of this 3790-nucleotide messenger RNA. It is a transcript of the gene mims1b, whose product is annotated as family with sequence similarity 210 member Ab. The record is from RefSeq and is a predicted model, not a curated record. Gene Ontology annotation, cellular component: mitochondrion. The coding region runs from base 876 to 1760 and encodes 294 amino acids. The transcript has 4 exons. NCBI's taxonomy places the organism in Eukaryota, Metazoa, Chordata, Actinopteri, Siluriformes, Bagridae.
UAUUAUUAGUGCUGCUACAGAUUUUGAAAUUUGCAUGAACUAUAUAGAUGAUCUUCUUCUCAUUCAUGUGUGCAGUAAUGUUACAGUAUCUUCAGUACAUCUGAAUAACCUGGAUAUUUGAGUCCCAAUCAGUAAAAUGGCACAUAAUCCAGAUGAAUGCAGUACCAUGGCAGAUAUUUGACAUGGUCUGUUUGGACAGCAGAUAACGUCUCUAUGAUGUAACAGGAGUGCUAGGAGUGAAAAAAGUGACCACAAGAAUGUAAUUUCUUGAAAGGCAGGAGACAACAAUACCUAAUGGAUAUUCAUCAUCUACUUAUCAACACGCACUGACAAUUUUCUCAGUGACCAUGUGCCAUUUAUAUCGGGAGUCUUCAUUUCCUCCUACUUAAUUCUGAUACUAGCUGCCCCCCAGAGGUCACCUCAGAGGUCAUUCAGUCAAAGCAAGAGCGUAAUCAAAUACAGAGCCCUAAAAUAAGCAUUGAGAUUUAAUAUGAAUCUUAAAUACAGAUACACUGUACUGUUAAAUGUAGAUACAGUGUACAGUCCGGCCAAAUGUAUGUGUACACCUGAUCAUCACACUCUGUGCUUCUUUCCCAAACAGUUUGGAAGCACACCACUGUAAAGGAUGUAGUGAACUGUUAACAUUUGCCUUCACUGGAACUAAGAAAUUUGUGCCUCUGUGCAUAAAAUGAAGUCCAUGAAGACAUAGUUUGCUGAGGUUGGUGUGGAAAAACCUUUUGAGCCCUGACCUCAACCCAACUGCACACUUGGGAUAAACUGGAAUGCAGACUGCACCGCAGGCCUCCUCACCCAACCUGACUAAUGCUCUUGGGGCUGAAUGAGCACAAAUCCCCACAGCACUGCUCUAAAAUCUAAUGGAAAGCAUUUUAUUAAAGGCUGUAAGAGGUUGGGACUUUGAGGAACAGAUGAUGCAGCGUGUGCUGUGUCCUGCAGCUGUCCCGCUGCGCUCUGUGUGCCAAGACUUCAACAUGAGGGACCUAAGUGUCGGCACACAGAUCCUUCAUAUAAAGCGCUUUACUGUACGCUGCUUCAGCUCCUCCUGCAUCACCAGGAACUCAGAAUCCCACAAGACACGUGCUGAGGUUCAAACAGCUGCACAGAGGAAGGAGAGAAGCCAGGGAGAGACGGGAGCCUCACCCCAGAGCAACACAGACCUCGAUCCACUGCAGGACAAGUCCAUUGGCCUCUAUCAGAGGUUUAAGAAGACCUUUAAACAGUAUGGCAAAGUGAUGGUGCCGGUGCAUCUCGUCACUUCCACUGUAUGGUUUGGGACGUUUUAUUAUGCUGCCAUGAAAGGUGUGAACUUGGUGCCGUUUCUGGAGUACAUUGGCUUGCCGGACAGGCUGGUGGGCAUUCUGCGAGACUCUCAGGGUGGAUAUGCUCUAACAGCCUACGCAAUGUAUAAGCUCGCUACGCCAGCCAGGUAUACGGUGACGCUUGGCGGCACGUCUCUCUCAGUGCAGUAUCUCCGCAAACACGGCUACUUCUCCACACCUCCUCCGGUUACAGAGUAUCUACAGGACAAAAUGGAAGAGACCAGAGAGAGAAUCUCUGAGAAGAUGGAGGAGACAAAAGAGCGAUUUUCAGAGAAAAUGGAGGAAACUAAAGAGCUCCUGUCAGAACGCAUGGAAGAGACUAAAGAGCGUCUCGCUGAAAAAAUGGAGGAGACGAAAGACAAGCUGGCUGAGAAACUGCAGGAGACCAAAGACAAAGUGGCUUUACGGAAGAAAACGGAUUAACAGUAAAACUCGCAGGGUUGUUAAAAUGCUACAGUCAUUUCUAAACGGUAUAAAUGUGUUACGCUGCAUCUCCAACAUCCUGUAUUAGCACAGAUUGAUUUGAUCCACAGGACCUGAAUCCUCAUUUAUUUUUAACUUUGUUCACUGAGACCUAGAAACCUGAACAUGUAACUGAACAAGGCUGAUUUCUGCUUCUGCGUUUAUGCUCAUAAAUGUGCUUUUAUGAGGACAGAGAAAAGAGGUUCAUCAGAAAAAGCAUAUUAACCUGAAAAUCCUCGCGAGCAGACAAAAAAAAAAAAAAACGGAAUAUAGAGGGAAAACCUGCUCAUGUAAUAAGCAGCACCUCCAUUUCUUUUAACCAACCAAAGAGACUACAUUCACUCAUUCUCAGUUUCUUUUGGCUCACAAGCUCGAGGCUCAUGAAUUCACAGACCAGAAUUUAUCAAGCUGUACUUUUCCUUGUCAUUUUUUAUAUUUCUUUUACCUUUAGUAUGUAUCUAUCAGUGGGGCACGGUAGCUUGAUGGUUAGCAGGUUUGCCUCAUACCUCCUGGGGUUUGGGGGUUUGAUUCCUGCCUCUGCCACGUGUAGAGUUUGCAUGGUCUCCCUGUGCCUCAGGGGUUUCCUCCCGCAGUCCGAAGACAUACAGUGAAGGCUGAUUGGUGUUUCUAAAUUGUCUGUGAAUGUGUGUGCAAUUGUGUCUUGUGAUAGAUGGGCAUCCUGUCCAAGGUAUCACACACACCCUGUGCCCCAAGUCUCCUGGGAUAGACCCAGUAAGAUAAACGGUGUAGAAGAAUCUUUCACAUGACAAGUUCAGGUACAUAUCUGGACCUUUUUAGACAGCCCACCUUAUUCUAAAGGCUGAUUAAAGGUACACCACACAUCAUUCCCAGGUUAAUCAUAUGUACUAAAGGUAUUGAAAGAUGUCCCUGUGACAAGAAAAAGUAGUUCGGUGAGGGUGUAGUUAUUUGACACAAACUGAUUCAUAAUCACUAUUAUAACAUGUGUACUUGAACUUGUGUGGAUUUUAUUUGUUUUUGGUCUGACCACUGCUUUAUCUGAAUAAACAGGAAGAUACUGUCUUCAUUGUAAAACCUAAAUGGCUACUGAGUAGACGUUGACACGUAUGUAGACUUAGAAUUCAGAGUAGUGCACAGGGUUUGGGUUGAAACUUGAUCCAGACUGGAACUAAAGCAAAAUAAGACACUCCAGAGGAGUGAGAUUCUAAAGCACUUGUUUGGCUCAUGGUUCAAACUACAAAACGGUGAACUGACAAGGAAUAAUUGGGAAAUGGUGAAGACGAGAGAUUUCAGUGUAAUAUUCCUUACAAAUCAUCCUCAAGUGCAUUGGAAGCAUACAAACCCUUCAUUUCAUCCAGCACUUUUCUUCUGCUGUGGCACAUGUGAACUCCUCGCUGUAUUAGGAAACCCCUCAGCGGGUGUGCAGACAGCCUUGUUUACACCGUAUUUUAAUCCCGCUCACUUUGUGAAGCCACCUUUCCCUCAGCCCCAGCUUCUUUCAUCCCGCUGUUCAAAGGCAGUUUGUUUACGUCUUCCCCAUUUAUAAGGCAACACGGUGCGUCUACACGGCGGCUCAGAAAAAAAGAAAUAAAACGCUUCCAUGCGAGCAAAGUAGAACAGGUGCGCUUUAUGCGAAAAGGGUUUAGUAGCAGCCGUGUUUAAAACCGAACCUCCCGGGUCUCACUUUCUGUAUCGAAUGUAAUAUCACGAUGGCACAACUGAUGUUUCAAGCUUGAAAUAGCAAUAAUCGUUCUGCAAAAGUUGAAUUUAGUCCAAGAAAUGAUGUGUGAAUAUAUUUCUGCUCAAAGAGCAAAUCACAAUAUUUAAUGAUUAGUUAAAUGUUUGUAAUAGAGGUGUGUGUAGAAGCAAGUAUAAGGGAAUCAUCUAAAGCCAUAAGUGUGUUUGCUUUAUCUGUAUAAUAAAUCAAGGUUUUCACUAUUUUAUGAUCGAGCACACUGAUCGUGUUGGGAAAAAUGACUAACCCCAGUCUUCGAAUAAACUCCUUUUGUUCA